Molecule: messenger RNA, 3978 nt
Organism: Dermacentor silvarum
Lineage: Eukaryota; Metazoa; Arthropoda; Arachnida; Ixodida; Ixodidae
Exons: 5
Coding region: 1161-3359 (732 amino acids)
Source: RefSeq, a predicted model, not a curated record
CAAGGAAUUAUUUUACUCUUAUUGCGUGCUUACUGUAUCUUUGCAAAGUUUCAAUACUGCGAGCAUUAUUUUCUUUAUGUACUUUAUGUUGCGAAGGCAUGAACCGCAAUAUAUAGGUAGAUAAGUAGUAUUAUGUAUUAUUCGCGCAUGCUCAUUAAGUACAAGCCACGCGCUUCUGAUAAUCUCCCUCAAUUCUGAUAAACUUGACAUCUUGAAGUCUGUAAGUUAAUUACCAAGUGCCAGUCUUAGCAGUUUCCGUGUAAGCAAUCAGCCUUUUUUUUUUUUUUGAGAGAGACUUAGGUUACUCCCAGAGGUGAUGGAAUGUAAUUUCUCGUCGUUUCAUAGUGACGGAAUACAGGCGCGUGUGUAAAGUUCUGUGUUGGCUGUUUCACAAACACAGCACGUAUUUCGCACAGUGGCAUUGAUACAAAGGCUUUUGGCCCACUCAUUUUGGCGAAUUCACUUUAAGUAAACUAUCACAUUUCUUCUUGGUCACCUUCUCUGAGCCUUUUAAGAGCGAAGAUUGUGAACCAAAUUCUAGUUUAUACUCUACGCUGCUUAUAUUGUAUGCACCCAAUACACCUCCGCGAUACGGACAACCCAAGUGGCGACGUAGAGGUAAACAGCUCAGCCACUGCUUGGUACUCAUUUUUUCGGAGCGCUUCUGCUUGUAUUUAUCGAAGCGUCCUAAAAAAAUGGCACGACGUUCUAUCGGAAGCGUACUUUCGUCAUGACAGUUUCACAAGGGAUAAAUUCCCAUACAACGCUUCAAAGGGCCGAAUAAACAAGCGCGCGCAUUGAUUCUAAUGCGGCUGCAGCGAGCCACUGGAGGGUUCAGCGCCGCGCCGGCCCGGUGAGGGGGAGAAAUCCGAGGAGAAUUGAGGAGGAAAGCGCGCGCGCGGGGGAGAGUGUCGCUACUUUCUAACAUCAAGGGGCUUUACCCUAUCUCCGCAGGGGGUUGGGGUGGUGCGGUGUCACGGCGGUAGCGGCGUCGGUGGCCAUGCGGUGGUGUGCGCAUGCGCGCAUGUGUGUUGCAAGCGAUUACCGCUACGGUCGCUAGCUUCUACCUCAAGUGGAAAGGAGGAAAAGGGGAAAGAUUUGCUGCGAGGCGGUAAAAGCAUUGCUUUGGAAUACCGGCACUGGGAUCGCCCCGUUGAAUAAUGUUGCAACCAUCUUGGCUUUCACGUGAAGUUCCUGCACGAGGUGGACGAGACAGCGCCGACAUAGCGGAUCACGAGGGUCACUUGCAUUUCCCAUGCAGCAAGGAUGGCGGUGACAGGUGCCGGUUGCUGGAGCACCGUCGAGUCAUCAACACGGCUCUCAUAGAUGUGGGCCUCGAGCUGCGUGAAGAUAAAAACGACAAAAGCGGCGUCUGUAUUGGACUCGUUGAGGCUAUCACUUGUGGAUGUAGGUUCUUCGGCUUACAAGAGAACUUGGGCAAAAAGAAGGCACUGGAUCUCGUCGAAUAUAUCCUCGCUAACCACCACUGCCUCACAGCAAUAGAACUGAGCGGUAGUUUGAGCGGCCGCCCUUCGCUGCUUGCAGUGCUGAAAAACCAUCGGUCGCUCAAAAACUUGACUGUUUGGGGGAAAAUUAAAACAUCUGACGAAAUGUUUGUAAUGACGGUGAUCAAGGGUUUCUCACAGAUUGACAAGCUGGCCUUCAAGAUUUAUGAUUUUGAGAAAGACUGGUAUAUGAGCACACGUAUGUGCAGUACUGCCUUCGAUCUGCGCAUGCAUCAGCUCUCGAGCCUCGAUGUGGGAGAUCUGAUUAUAAUGCCAGCAGAGGCGGAUGAACUCUUCCAAUCCCUGAUGCAAAACAAAAGCAUCACUGAUCUGACAGUCGGAUUGCUCACGCUGUGCUACUGCGACGACGACUGCUGCUCACCUCUAUUCGUUCGGUAUCUCGAGAAGCAUGACUCCACCCUGAAGAAAUUAACUCUCAAGUCACACAUCUUCCAAGAAAGUGGAUUGCUCCUGACGGUGCUGAUCGACACUGUAUGCAGGAUGACUUCUUUGGAGGAGCUGAAUGCAGACUUCGUCAUGGGCAACGAUUCAUUCAUGGAAGUGACCGGCCUCUUUUCCAAAGUGGCCACUCAGAGUGCUACCGUGCGCCGCCUGACUCUUCCUUCAAUGUUGUGUGAGUGUUACGACUUGUCCUGCAACGACUGUGCCCAUCCACCUGACGCCGAUGCUGCCGAAUGCAUGGAGCACUGGCUCACCGCUCUGAGGAUGCCAGACUUAGCACUCAACGCUCUCAGCAUUGAUUUACGAGGUUUUGGCGAAGCAGAAUGCCGUGCCUUCGUCGGCGCAAUCGCAGACAAUAACUCUCUUAAAUCGGUGACUAUCCACUCUCUGACUGCAGUCGACAGUACCGUGAGCGUGUGCAGAGCUAUCCGAGAGCACGGCCUGACUCACCGAGUGACUAUCGGAGAGUACCGCAUGGCCCUUAAGAACAUAAAUGUGCUUUCGCGAUGUCCGGAAAUCAACACCGUAACCCUCAGGAUGAGCGACAUUCAGGACAACGAAGCCGUUGGGCUUGAGUCAAUAAGCACAGCAUUGCAAGUGCUCAGGGGUUGCGACCAUGUGAACACACUACGAGUGAUUUGCGACAUCUUCUACCACGUCGCCUUCUCAGCCUUAACAGCAUGUAUACGAGGCCUGUCCGCACUCACAGACAUUGACAUAGACCUGCGCUAUCACUGGGCCCUUCCGAUGGAACAGGGUCGUCGCAACGUAGAGGCUGAACUGUUGUCGGCACUGACAUCCAAGAGCAAGCUCAUAAGAGUGAAGGUGAAGGGAACUGUACUGUGCAACGACGACUUGAAACUGCUCGAAGAUGUUGUGCACAAGAGCCCGAACCUCAUCGAAGUCCACCUAACGCCAGAAUGCGUCACCAGUGUGAUGCACAAAGUCAAUUGUCUCAGGCACGCGGAUGAGCGGUGUAACAAAGCACAUACGUCCACAAACAUCUUACUUGUGAGCAUUCAGGAAACUGCGCGAAGGAAUGCCUCCCUAGUUCGGGCAGCUGCAAGGUACGUGCUGGACGGUCAAGAUGAAGCAGAUGACGCGCGAGCCUUCGAAUUCUUUCACAAUCAUCCGCAUGUGCUCAAACUGGUGCGAGAAGGGGCUCACGUCACGAAGGCUGAAGCAGAAAAAAUGGUCAAGGGCGCCCUCUGGCGCAUGCGUCACUGCAGCCUCGACCACUUCAUGAGACUGGCCGGCGUCGUCAAGGGGACGGUGGAAUGUGUCGGCGCCAGCAAACAGCUAACCGACCUAAACCGGGACUGCUGGCUGCGUGUUCGCAGUUUCCUGAAAAUAGAUGACGUCGCAAGUGCGAGCACAUCUGGCAGUCAUUGAUGGUGGAGCCAUGAAGCCAAAGAAAGGCCCAGUACAGGCGUGGUCCUUCUACUGCUAUGGAACGGCUAGAACAAGGCGAGUUCUCAGUGCGAGGACUUGGUGUGUCACGUCGCCAUAACAGCAGGACAUGUUCGGGACACUUCUGGUGCAGCUCUGUCUAGAACCGCUGACGUUAAAGUGUUCCGACGACCCCGAAGAAGCUUCACGUACCUGAUUCUGUACAUUUGUGAAUGUAGCAGCAAGUUUGUACUAAGUUAUGUGUGCUUUCCAGGAUCUGUAAUACUUUUGUAAUAACGAUUAUGUUUAGAUCACCGGCGUUCAGCACUAUUUGGUGCCUAGUGAUCGCAAUGUGUUGAGAACUGAUAUCUCUAAAUCUGCACGGCUUUCUGUGCUAGAUUUAAAUCCAGAUGUCUGAGAAGAAAAACAUUUUUUGACACAGCCAUCAUGUCUCUUUCUAAAUGUAUAGAACACAUAAAAAUAGCAAGUGUACGUUAUGUACGUAACCGUAAUGACACUUGUUUCCACAAUUGAUUCUUUGAAAAUUGUGUAAUGAAACGGAGAAUUUGCUAGCGAGCAAGAGGGAAAUGCGCGUGUGCUUCGGCCUGAAUAAAUGAUGGUU